Mollisia scopiformis is the source of this 379-nucleotide messenger RNA. RefSeq lists its product as uncharacterized. The record is from RefSeq and is a predicted model, not a curated record. Bases 1 to 324 code for a protein of 107 amino acids. The transcript has a single exon. Lineage: Eukaryota; Fungi; Ascomycota; Leotiomycetes; Helotiales; Mollisiaceae.
AUGAGCCGAAGCAUUGUGGUAUCUGUAGAUUGGCUUGUAGUCCUAGAUUAUGAAACUAAGGAGCGGAACGUAAUUAGAUUUGUGUUAUUUCCGGAUAUUGGCCUUGGCUACAAUCACAUGGUCCCUUUGACUCUUUCAACAAUUCCACCUCUUAUGGAUGCGCCAUGGAACUAUGAUGAAAGCGGCUCUCCCAAGGAUACUGAACUGAUGCAAAAGUCUGUGGACCAGAAAGACUACAUCGCAGCUGUGCGACAGGAGGAGGAUAGGAGCGAUGGGAACAGUCGUUGUCUAUCGGAAGCGCUAGAGCAUUCGAGAAAGCGGUAAUUGGUUGCUGCGAUGAGAUUAUAUCGGGAUGGUAAGGUUGGAUGGUAUUUUAAGG